Molecule: messenger RNA, 1227 nt
Organism: Lipotes vexillifer (Yangtze River dolphin)
Lineage: Eukaryota; Metazoa; Chordata; Mammalia; Artiodactyla; Lipotidae
Gene: IDO2
Product: indoleamine 2,3-dioxygenase 2
Exons: 10
Coding region: 4-1227 (407 amino acids)
Biological process (GO): 'de novo' NAD+ biosynthetic process from L-tryptophan
Cellular component (GO): cytoplasm
Molecular function (GO): indoleamine 2,3-dioxygenase activity; metal ion binding; L-tryptophan 2,3-dioxygenase activity
Source: RefSeq, a predicted model, not a curated record
AUUAUGGAGCCUCAAAGUCAGAAUUUGAAGACAGCACCAUCUUUGACUUUAGGAAGAUUUCAUAUUUCUGAAGAUUAUGGCUUUCUUCUUCCAAAUCCUCUGAAAGAACUUCCUGAUCACUAUAGACCUUGGAUGGAAAUUGCCAACCGACUUCCUCACUUGAUUGGGAGUCACCAGCUUCGAGCUCAAGUGAACGAGAUGCCCCUCUUGAACUGCCAGUUCCUCACGGGUUACCGGGAACAGCGGCUGGCACACCUGGUCCUAACCUUUAUUACCAUGGGAUAUGUCUGGCAGGAUGGAGAGGCACAGCCCAAAGAGGUUCUGCCGAGAACCCUUGCCCUUCCCUUGGUCGAGGUCUCCAGGAACUUGGGGCUCCCUCCUAUCCUGCUUCACUCGGACGUGGUUCUGGCCAACUGGGCUACUAGGAACCCAGGAAGACCCCUGGAAAUCAGGAACUUGGACCCCAUUGUCUUAUUCCCUGGGGGAGAAAGCCUGCGUGGUUUUAUACUGGUGACUGUUUUGGUGGAGAAAGCAGCUGUACCCGGGAUUAAGGCCCUUGUUCAGGCGGUGAAUGCCAUCUUGCUGCCCAGCCCAGACUCCCUGCUCCAAGCCCUGCAGCGACUGAGGCUCUCCAUUCAGGACAUCACCAGAGCCUUGGGACAAAUGCAUGAUUAUGUAGAUCCAGACACAUUUUACACAGUCAUCCGGAUGUUCUUCUCUGGCUGGAAGGAUAACCCAGCAAUGCCUGCGGGGUUGUUAUAUGAAGGCGUCUCCAAAGAGCCCCUGCAUUACUCCGGCGCGAGCGCUGCUCAGAGCACAGUGCUGCAUGCCUUUGAUGAAUUCUUGGGUGUUCGUCACAGCAAGGAAAGUGCUGAUUUUCUGCACAGAAUGAGGGGUUACAUGCCUCCUUCCCAUAGGGCCUUCAUAGAAGAAAUUCACUCUGCUCCUUCCCUGAGGGACCACAUCCUGUCCUCUGGAAACAGCCAGCUUCUGACAGCCUAUAACCAGUGCGUGGAGGCCCUGGCAGCCCUGCGCAGCUACCACCUCGCUAUGGUGACCAAGUACCUCAUCACGGCCGCACCCAAAGCAAAGGGCAGGAAGACGAGCCAUCUCCUGGGGCCACCUCAGGCCUUAGAAGAGAGGGGCACAGGCGGAACGGCAGUCGUGAGAUUCCUGAAGAGUGUCAGGGAUAAGACCAUAGAGGCGAUUCUCCACCAAAGUGGCUAA